Pocillopora meandrina is the source of this 5833-nucleotide messenger RNA. The record is from the annotation of a GenBank genome assembly. NCBI's taxonomy places the organism in Eukaryota, Metazoa, Cnidaria, Anthozoa, Scleractinia, Pocilloporidae.
AGACAGUUCAAUAUGGCGGCGGUUUUCCUUCUGGAGGAACUUGCCCUCGAAUGGUCACGUUUCCCACUGUGGUGACAUUUCCCAAUUAAAGCUUACAUUUAUGGUGGAAAGCUGUAUUCCAUCUAAUUUUAACAGUUGAUUUUUACCUCAGUUCCUCCCAAUGGAGUCCACAGCUGCAGAGAGUAAGAAGGAAGGAGAUAGAGACGUCAUUCUCAACGGCGAGUGUUCGACGUCUCUAAAUGGGAAAGAGGAAAUUAACAAUCCUGAACAGCCGCAGAAAUUAUGCAGUGCAAAGAAAUUUACAGAUCUCAACGGCCUAAUGAUCCACACUCAAUCAUGCCCAAGUACAUCAACGAAUGAAAAUCAUGUAACCUCUGGUCAUAGUGAUCCGAUAGGAUAUGACCCGUCAACUUCAGAGAAGAAGAACUCCGCGGAACAUGCCGGACCUGGAGAUCCUUGUGAAAAAAGUACAAAUUUAACUUAUGUUAGUUACGAGUCUGAACUUCAAAUGGAGGCAAUUAUGGCUCUUAUAACAAAGGACCUUUCGGAGCCGUAUUCAAUCUACACAUAUCGUUAUUUCAUACAUAACUGGCCAAACCUCUGUUUUUUGGUAAGUUUAGUAGGCUACAUCACUUUUAAAUAGAUACUAUACAAAUUCUUUUUUCUGGCGAGGCUCUAUAAUAGACAUGGAAAAUCAAAUUUUGAAAGCUAGCUGUCCGUGAGAAGGUUGUGCUGAUUGAAGAAAUUUUAACCAUAUCUCGAUAAAUCUGGAUAUCAACCAUUUGUGCCCAGGGGGAAUACUUCCCCCAAGGGGAUACUUUCCCCUAGGGAUGCACCCUCAACCUUCCUGUGUUACCUUUAGACAAAUGAUCCCUAAGAAGUUAUGGUGUAGGAAUUCUUGAUCUAUUUUGCAUUCCACAUGUGAACAGUUCUCAAAGAGGCCCCAUCAUAUUAUUCUGAAUGUGUGAGAGCUUAAAGGUAUCAAAAGUUGAUUGAAAUACUCCUUUGAGAGCAUAAGUAAUAAAGUUUUAAGCAUGAGUUUGGUCAUACUUAAAACAGUUCAGUUUAUAGUGGCUUGAUACGAAAAAAAUUAAUAUUUUUACAGUUAGUUGAACAUCCACAUACACUUUGCUUUUUGAGAGAAAUAUGGAAUAACCAGAAAAAUGGCUUCAAAUCACUCUGCAUGUUCUGAAAAGGAAUUAAAGUAAAAACCAAUCAUGGAAAAGGGUAUCAGUUUACAUUCAGCUUCUUUCUGACAACAAGAUUGUUUUCAUUUUUAAGUGAAUGUUAGGACAAGGUUUAUUAAGCCAAGCUUUAGAUGCCAAAAUCUUACCUUAUUUUGUACAAUGGUAUUUGCUUUUUUAUCAUAAUUUGGUAUUAUUACACUUAAUGAUCUGCAUUACCCCAAUAAGCGCCAAGUGUGGAAAGCUCCCUCUGAGAAAUCUCCAGAUUUCAAAACUUUGGACUUUUUCAUUUGGCAACUUCUCUUUGUAGUUAUCCUUUUUAUUAUUGUUGCCAUUAAUGAGAAGAUUACUCUUCAACUGAGUGUCAAUAUCAGAAACCAAAGUAAUCGCAAAAGCUGAUUGGAUCAGAGGAAAAUACCUCUAAGAACCAAUGAAAACUCAGUAUAAAAAAAACAACCAAACUGCCGAACACCUGAAAAAAGGCAGGACACUAGUAGUGAUUGGUUUUAGUAUUGCAUCAGAUUGAUUGAGAGAGUUGUGCAAGUUUCUUGUACCAAUUACAGAGCAGAGUAAAAUGCAAUCCCUGAUUACUUUCAACACUCAAUUGAAAAUUGCUCUAUUUACUUAUCCAUAAUUUAAUACUACAGUGAUGGACUGUUUUGUAGUCAGUAUAGGUCCACAUCAGGGCUUAUGUCUUGCCAAUUUAUUCUGUAAACCUGGUUCGUCAAUAAUUUAAUAGAGAAAAAAAAUGAUAAAAUGGCAUGGAAUUUCUCUUGACUAUUUCAAACUAACAAUCUCAAGAGUAUAUAAGCACUCCAUGCUGCUGGGUGUCAUCUUGUUGUAAAACCUUCAUUAUUCACAUGAAUUGAUGUCUAGUUAUUUAUAACUUUUUAUAUGGAAAAAAGUUACAAGACCAUCCUACCUUGGAUUAUUGCUUACUACAAAAUAUUAACUGUGUGAAACUCUUAUUUUUAGACAAUAUACACUUUCUAACAUAUUACUGUGAUAAUUUUGUUCUGAAAAAGUUAAAUUAACCACAUGCAUCGAGUCUAACAUAAAUAUUUUUGGAUCCAUUAUUCUUUUUGGAUAAUGCUAUCUGUGUAAUUUGAUUUUUAAAAAGUUUGCACCAGUGUUCAUUUUGUAUAAUGUUAGUAGCAUGCAGUUGACACAUCAUUUUGAGACUUUUGUACUGAAAGGCAUCAGCUCCAAUAGAUUUUAAUGUAACUGACUGGUUAUUAUACUUUGCAUAGUUUGCUUCAAUGACUAGUCUUUCUGCCAUAUACAAGAUUCCAUUUUCUGAUUAGUCAUUUUAUAAAUAGAAGUUGCAAUUUUUUUGUAUGUAUCUUUUGUUGCAGGCAAUGGACAGUGACAACUGUGUUGGUGCCAUUGUGUGCAAGCUUGACAUGCACAAGAACAUGGUACGAAGAGGGUACAUUGCUAUGUUAGCUGUUGAGAAGGAAUAUAGACGGCAGAAAAUAGGUAAGCUUUUUUGUAAACUUCCCUUUCAGCCACUUUGAUGGUUUCUCAGAGGUAAAGCAUGGAAAAAAUGUCAAAAAAACUACUUGUUGACAAUUUACUAGUACCCCAAGCAGAAGAGCAUCAUCUGAGAUGUGCCAAUGAUGUGUCUUUGGGUAAUGUUUUGGAUACUUGUAAACAUUAAAAUAUAUCCACUCUCUUGUAUUGUGAAAGGAUGGUAAAACUGUUUUUAAUUUUAAUGUUCACUUUGGUAAAGUGAACCAUGGUAAAGAGUUUUCAAAGCUGACAGUUCAAGUGUCAGCCCUUUGUCUUCGGCUUUUUACAGUGACCAAUUUACAUUAUCAAUGCAGCUGAUGAAACCAAAUUAUUUAGUAAUACCCCUACCCACCUAUCUACCAGCACAGCACCACAGUUUCUUUUGAACCCCACCCCCACUCACACCCACCUACCAUCCCCCUUAACAAAAGAAUUCAGACCUGCUAAUUUUCAUAUUGCAUGGAACUAUCAGUUCUGAAUAUGUCAUUGGCUUGAUAAUAAAAUUAUACUCAGUUGUACUCUAAUAAGAGUAAAGCAGUUUUGUAGGAGUGGAUAUUUUAUCUGCCUUUCCAUUAUUUCAGGUUCAAAUCUUGUGGUAAGAGCAAUCAAGGCAAUGCAAGAAGAUAGCUGUGAUGAAGUAAGAAUCGCACUCUAAUUUCUUCUUAAGUCUUCAACUAUCUUUGUUUGAUUAUUUUAUGAAAUUUCAAAGAUCUCUUGCAGGAAAGGGUGGAAGACAUAGACAGGGCAUUCACCAUUAAGAAAUCUUCUCAUAAAUAUUAGCCAGAGUUCUUGUAUUUAAUUGCUUUGGUAAACAAAACACUGGCUUUUUGCUUUACUUCUUCCUAAUCAUCUCUUUCUCUCAUGGCCAACCUUUCAAAAUUGUGUAUGUUAGUUGAAAGACUGAGCUACUAUUGUGAAAGUUGACUUAGUGCCAAAUGUAAGUGACAUCUGAAAUGCUUCCAAUUGGUUUGGCUGCACUACAUGCUAUGAUUGGUUAAAAUUAUUCUGAAUCAUCACCCCAUUUCAGACCAAUCUGAUACAAUUUUAAACUAAGUUUGGAUGCACCAAUCACAAAUGCUUGCCUGACCCUGUUGGGUUUCUUUACUUAACCCCUAGACCCUGCAGAGUGAUAAGCUUCUAAUAUCUCCAUACAAUAUAACCUCUGAAUCAAACACUUAGGGUCACAAGAACAGACUAAACGAUCACCAACUCUUGGUUAAACAAAGUCUCCCUUUCAGCAACUUAGGAAAUGUAUAGAGAACAGUAUGGAGAAUAUGCACACUGAUGUUAGGGCUUAGAGGGUUAAACUUAGCCCUUUCUUAUUCACCUUUACCAGAAUCUCUUUGGUAUUUUUCUUAUGAGACUUCACUAAAACUUAUGUGCUAUAAUUAUGAUAAUUUUUUACUUGUGUGAUAUCACCAAUCAGCUGCUGACAUGCCACUCACCUUUUGUGCCACUCUGUCAGGGUGGUGAAUGAAUAGCAAAGUGUUCACCCAGCUUCAUUCAUUAAUGAAGUCUACUUUUCUUCUUAGGAAAGACCUUUGGUGGUUAUGAAAUAAACAAAAUAAUGCCCACACCCCCCCUCCCAUGUGGUUGAUGGUAGAUGUGGAAUCUAUCCUCUUGUAUUUAACUUGUGAGAUAUCAUGUUGAACACUCAAAGGAAAAUUCCGUAUGUACACAUUCCCAUGUGCUAUUCCUUAUUUGGCUCACAUGUUGUUUUACUUCAGGUUGUACUUGAGACGGAGGUAACCAACACAGCAGCUCUGCGACUCUAUGAGAACCUGGGAUUUGUCCGUGACAAAAGGUUGUUUAGGUAUUAUCUUAAUGGUGUUGACGCACUGAGACUGAAGUUGUGGCUAAGAUGAGGCAGAUAUUUUGAAUUUUUUACUGUUCUAAUUUUUUUUUCUUUUUUUGUUUUGGAUCUUGUAUUCAGUGAAAGUCUGUCUGUUUUGUAAGUAAAAUGUCAGGCUAACAGCCAUGUAAAAAGUAAAUUAAUGGCAAUGGUAAGUUUGGAAGAUUCCAGUUGAAAUAAUUUGUGAAAUGUUCCUACUGAAAUAAACAUCAAUGAAAUGCUAUUAUUUUAUUUAUUUUUGUUUUAAUAUUAACUCUUUUUGUACAAUGCAGAGAACAGUGAACUCAAAAUAUUUUUAGGAACAUUAUUUGUUGUGACCAAUCACAUUGGGAAACAGCAAAAAUGUAGAAAUUACAAAAUAACUACAUUAUCUGCUCAACUCUUCCACUCCCAAGAUUUUAUUAGUAAUUCUCCCUACUGUCUGCCAUAAAAUUCUUACAAUGUUUUUGGAGAAUUUGAUGUUGGAUCAACUAGUAAUCCCUUAACUGAUAUGUUUUUUUUUUAUUCUUGUCACUUGUAUACUUGAUAUUGUAUUGAUAUUGUAAGGAGAAAUUCUGUGUGAGUCACUCAUAGGAGUUAUAGACUUAAAGUUUUGGGUAUUCACAUCUAAUUGGUUUCUUCAUGGACACACAUAUUCUUGGUGUUUAUUGUUUCCUGAGUUUGACUGUUAAAUUUGACUUCAUCUACCUUUAAAUCGAAAGUUUAAAAUUGAUAACAAAUGCCUCUUGUAGUUUCAAUAAUUCUUAAUACCAUAACUCCCAGAAGUGAUUAACUUGUAACUUCUCCCCAUAAUAUCAGUUCAUUAUCCAAUAAACAAGUAACUUAUCAGGUAGAAGUUAUCUAGCACCAAAUUCUCAUAACUAAUUUAUAAGAAAAUCUGUUGCUGUCAGAGGAGAGAAUUAACAAUCCCAUAUUGGGAGUUGAUCUUUUCACUCUAGUGGUAAAUGAACAUGACGUUGGGAAUAGCUGUGAUGGACUGUCAUUUUACCACAGCUCCCUGAAAUAUGUUGGACUUCAAUAAUGGGAUAUAAUGAAAAUCAUCUUGAAAUGUGGAACCCUAACAAUUUUUCUUGAGCAUAAUUUCUUGCAACUGUGAAAAAUUUAUUAUUUUCCAGGUGAGAAUUACCGGUAUAAGAGGCCAGUUGUUCUGAGUCACAAAGUUACUUUUAAUACCAAUAACAUGAAAAUUAUGAUUUUUUUUUCAUGCCAAAUAUAACACAGCACCAAAUGUAACAAGAACAGAGGUUUCCUCUGGUCAAAAUAAAAAGCUGAUUUUUGAUGAGGG